This is a messenger RNA of Gadus macrocephalus (Pacific cod), 2285 nucleotides long. RefSeq names its product germ cell-specific gene 1-like protein. The transcript has 7 exons. The coding region runs from base 1326 to 2285 and encodes 319 amino acids. Gene Ontology annotation, cellular component: plasma membrane. The record is from RefSeq and is a predicted model, not a curated record. Lineage: Eukaryota; Metazoa; Chordata; Actinopteri; Gadiformes; Gadidae.
CUUGUCAAAAUAAGAAAAAUAACUGAAUGAGCCAAAGUAUACGUAAUGGUAAGAGAUGUUGGGAAAGACGGUUCAUACACUAAAUAUAACAUGGUUUGUAUACCUCUUUUCAUUGACACAGUGUGUCACCAAAAUAGUUGAAGUAUGUUCAAAGUACUUAUUUUUUCCGCCUUGAUAUAUUAAUUAUCUAUCUAUGUCCUCCAAUUAAUUUAUUUGAGUUGAAUGUUUGCCAGGAGGUAUUUAAGAAAGUGUUUAACGUAUCAUACUUAAACUUAGUUUUUUACUGGCUUCACCUUAUGCAUGUUUUCAGUGCAUGGUUGAAAGUUUAAAUUCCUAUCGUUAAUCUUUAUCAGUCAAAAAGGUAUUCAUGUCUAGUGGUAGCUCAUAUUGAAAUAACCACUAUUUACUUUAGAAAAGCAUGAUUUUUGGGGAUUUAUUGAUUUUCUACCUCAUUGUCUUUAUGAAUAUUUAUUUAUUUUGUAUAUUUUUCUUUCUGAUUUUGUGAACCUGCGCGUCGUUGUCGUAAUUCAACAAAAAAACAAAACAGCGCCCUCUGGUUGCAGUAGAGGUCGCUGUUUCAAAGACUGCCGCUGAUGGACUCCGCUCAAGCUGCUUAUCAUCUCCUCUCCACCCCGUCGGUUUUCUGUCUCUGUCUGUCUGUCUGUUUUACUGGCGCUCUGAUUGAAGAUACAAAGGACUUUAUUGGCGUGGAAAACGUACCUUCACGUGGCCUAAGCACAAAACUAAAAUAAGAUGCGCAAUUCUAAGAAGAAGAAAAAUAAUAGCACAAAAUGUAAAUUUAUAAAAUAGUCUUAAAAUAUAAUAAAAUGGUAAUUUUUUUAUACGGUGAAAAUGUGAUCUUAUGCUAUUGUACAAUGUUGUAAUGGUAAGGAUAGGUUUGAGUUAAUCAAACCUUGGACUAGGUCAUAGAAUUAAUUGUCCUUUACCAUUGUCAGUAAAUGACACUAUAUAAAUCGUUGAAUAAAAAAAGUGACUUAGGUGUCCAGUAUUUGUUAAAAAUGUGUAGCUAUGAUUAUAUAUUCUGCCAAUAUACGUGUCUAUUCCAGUGGUCCAACCUCUCUCUCAUUGGUCUAAACACCCGUCUCUCUCCUAUCGGUCUUUCUCAGUGGAUAUAAAUUGGAACAGAUGGAGUUGUUUUGGAUUGAGCAUGGGCGGAUUAAAAAGGUGUGUGUAUAAUCUGACCAGCUAAAUUAGAGUUACAGAUGAAAAGUGAACCAAUCUCUUCAGUGAUGGAAGACCGCACGUUCACCUCCCCCGCGCUCUAGACAGGGAAAAAAAGACCUUAGAAAAUCCCGCCGGUCGGCAUGACGAUCCUGCAGCGGAUACGCUCCCCGGGGCUGUCCUUCGCCCAGACGGUGGUGUCGCUGGCCCUGGGCGGCGCGGCACUGACCUCGUCCUACUGGUGCGUGGGGGUUCAGAAGGUCCCCAAGCCGCUGUGCUCGCUCUCCCGGCAGCGGCGCUGCGUCCCCGUCCCGGGUAUGGCCAACGCCUCCGACGUCUUGUUCUCCUGGGACACCGGGGACGACCGCUUCGUCUUUCCAGAGUUCCACGUGGGUAUCUUCUACUGCUGCCAGGAGAACAUCUACACGGACGCCUGGGAGGAGAAGUGUCGUAGCUUCCACUCCCUGACUCCUCAAUCAGAGAAAGCCAUGAUGUGGCUGUCGGUCACCAUGGAGCUCAUGUACAUGGGGCUGCUGUGCUUGAGCUGCCUGCUCCUGUGCCUCCAGCUGUGCGUGGGGGCGUGCUCCCCAGCCGGCCGCCGCUGGGGACAGUUGUUCAACGCCUUCGCCGCCAUCUUCACCGUCCUGGCAGGUCUGAUAGGUAUGGUGGCCCACAUGAUGUUCAUGCAGGUGUUCCAGACCACCGUCUCCAUGGGACCAGAAGACUUUAAACCACACAGCUACGGAUACUCCUGGGCCUUUUACGUGGCCUGGGUGGGCUUCACGGUGUGCAUGGCUGCGGGGGUCUCCACCCUCAACAGCUACACCAAGAAGGUCCUGAUGGCGGCCCGCCGCUACCCCCCCGCCUCGGACUACACCGUGCCCUACCCCGACUCCCCCCCUCCCCUCUCCCACCUCUCGCCCUACUACGACCCCCAUCCCUCCCCCUCCCCAGGUUCCCCGGCCGCCAUCCCCCCCGCCCAUGCCACGCCCCUCUCCCCCCUCCCACGCCUCCCCCCCCCGUCUCCCGGCGACUCCCCCCGACCGGGCCGACCAGAGUCGCUGCGGAGGUCGCCGGGCGAGGACGACGGCCUGCUGCGCUGA